CUUCAUCAUAGUCUAUCAAGAGUUUCCAAGUCAAUGAUUAUUUUUUUAAUAUCGUACAUACCUAAAGCACCGAAUGAAACAACCCUCUGUGGCUGUGAUUGGUUGAAGCAAUUAGGAUGAAUGUAGCGCCGGAGGCCCGUACCUUUUCUCCAUUAUCUUUUGCAAAACCUUUGACAGAGGCUUGCUCUUCCACAUGGAAGGUGUGAUUCAAAAAUUUGAGGUGCUGCAGCGGAAACGUCGUUCCGAUGAAGCUUUGGAGCUCUUAAAGCGCAUUGCGUUACAGGUCAAACCAAUCAUGCGCAAACGAGGUUGGAAAGUGGUGCACCUUUGCGAAUUCUUUCCGUCUAAUCCUAGUUUGCUGGGUGUCAAUGUCAAUAAAGGAUUCAAGAUCAAUAUACGAUUACGGCCACACUAUGACGAUUCAGCUUUUCUCGAAUACAAUGACUUGCUUGGAACGAUGCUGCAUGAACUCACGCAUAUUGUUCGAGGACCUCAUGACGACGUGUUUUACAAAAUACUUGACGGAUUGAACGACGAACUCGACGAGCUUAUCUUGACAGGUCAAAAGGGAUAUCUGGCGUUUGAUGGGACUGGUCAUAAGCUAGGCGGUAGUUUUGGUUCAAUUUCAGGCGAUCCACGAGCCCGUGCGGUUGCAGCAGCCGAGCAGCGACGACGAAAGCAAGGAAUGAUGAUUCCGUCUGGAGGCCUACGACUUGGUGGCAAUACUUGCAAGGGCUUUUUGGAGAAAGCAUCGACACCAGCACAAAUGGCGGCACAGGCCGCAGAACGACGUAUGCGAGAUCAAAAAUGGUGUGGAGGACUGCAACAGGAAUCCGAUUUAGGUUUUUCGUCGUCCCCCUCCUCAUCUUCGAGCUCACCAUCGACGUCGUCAUCUUCUUUUUCUUCUUCGCCAUUACCCGGAUCAAAACCUACUGAUGCUAUUGUUAUAGCCGACAGCGAUGACGACGACCAUCAUGAUGAUAUUAGUCGCGGACAAAAGCGUGGUAGAAUCGAUGUUGAAAACGUUAUUACGAUAAAAAAGCCAACAAUUCCUGCGAUCCAAUCUCGAAAACCGAUACCAUCAUCAUCAACAAAAUUUCCGUCAUCAAAACCGUUGGAAACGGCUCUUGUCGGAUGGGUUUGUGCAGCAUGCACUUUUAACAACAAAGACCUAGUUUUGGCAUGUACCAUGUGUCUCACACAACGACCUACUAUUACCAUUCCUACCGCUGCCGCUGCUUUCUCGAUCACGAAUACAUCCACUCACCGCUCCACCGAUUCUAUCUGGACGUGUUCACAAUGUAGUUUGUACAAUCCAUCCUCCUCUUCCACAUGCGGCGCUUGCAGCUACUCACGAUAAAUCGCAUUUGUAUAUUAUUUUAUUCAUCCUUGUCAUUCCCUUUCUCCACUUUGUUUCUAUUCAUCAUACCACUAUUUAAAGAAACAUAUGUACAUUCAUCGGCUUUCUCACUGCGUUCGAAAAACCUUCGUGAUAAUGGUAUGUUACCGCAGCCUUCGUAAUAGCUAGCAGAAGAUUGAAUAAUGUUAUGUCAGUCUUAAAAUGAUGCCUUAUCACCUUGUAUAAAGUUUCAAAUUAACCAUGUAUUUUACCUGGUCCUCUGCUGUUGGUUGGG
This is a messenger RNA of Zychaea mexicana, 1634 nucleotides long. Its product is annotated as WLM domain-containing protein. The record is from RefSeq and is a predicted model, not a curated record. NCBI's taxonomy places the organism in Eukaryota, Fungi, Mucoromycota, Mucoromycetes, Mucorales, Lichtheimiaceae. The transcript has 4 exons. The coding region runs from base 194 to 1360 and encodes 388 amino acids.